ACUAUAAAGUCGUCUGCAAAGCGGAAAACGCGGCAAAACUUUACGUGAAACAAGUCGGGAAAACUUUACUAGUUCAACAAGCAAGUGUGACAGUCGACUGAAGGAAACGAUCACAACCAGAAAAGGGUCUACCGAGGGAAGGAACUUAUACUAUACAAGAUAAUGGAACUUCAAACUUCAACAAUGGUGGCAGUGUUUGUAGCAUGUAUGGUGGUGACACAAUCUUUAGCAAUACCGAUAUCUUCGGCAGAUGACGGGACAUCAUUAUCAGCGGAUAAAAGACCGAAAUACAUGGAAACAAGAGACCUCAAGGAUAUGUUGAUGUAUGCGUUGGAGGAGCUCAUUGCUGAGGGAAAAGUGAAUCCGAAUGUCCUUUUGGAAUCAGAAGACACAAUGAUUGAAAACAAAACAGAGAAAAGAGGUCGCCAUCUUGGAAUAUGUUUACGCGUUUCACCAUCUGGUUCUUAUAUCCCGAGACCAUGCUGGAGACGAGAAGGAUCAUCACAUUUAUGGUGGAAAUGAAAAGUGUUGGACGACUUAGAAGAUAAAUAAAAAACAUGUGUAAAAGACAUUGGCACUUAAAUUUUCUUAUCAUGAAGGUUUACACAUUGAUGGCAUAAUGGAAUUUCUUUUGUUUUUAUGAACCAACUGAACAUGCAUAGCAUCAAAUGGAAUAAAAAAACAACCGUAAAUGGAAAUGGAAGGAUCGUGACUAAUGUUGUAUUUUUUCCACUCUAUUCAUUAAAAUCGUCAUAAUUUCUCUUUGUCAUAUUGACAUUAUUUACAAAAGACACGAUAUAUUAAAACAUAUCAGCUUUUUGUUCCAUGCUCCUCAUAAAUUAUUUGUUAAGGGAAUGCAGACUAAUACUUAUUUACAAAAUGUUGUAUAACAAUUAUUUCGUUGGAUUGAAAAGGAAAUUUUUUUUUAAAUUUUUUUCUUUGCUUUUUAAAAAUAAAUAUGUUAUUGAAUAUAUAAAAAAAACUAAUAUCGAUAUCGUCAUGAUGAUUAAUCAGAUUAUAGACUUUAAAACAAACGAAUAUCGAAUGCUUUUUGUCAUGUCUUAAUAAAAAAUCAUCUCGAGGAAUUAUAAUUUUACUAUCAUUUGUAUUACAAAGUUCUAUAAAUGUAUUUUAUAUAUGUACAUGUUUUGCUCUCGUGCAUGUCUACUAAUAUAUAAAUAUAAAAUAAAAAUCACUUCAGGUUUAGAAUAUCCUAAUAAAUUGAACCACUUGUGUUUUAUUUUUAUAUAGAGUUUUAGGUCCUUUUCACUCAUUAAUACGUUUGGAUAUCUUAUGAAGUUAAAACCAGUGUAUAAAUAUACACUGUAUUAUAAAAUUUGAUGCAUAAAAAAUGUUAACUUUUAUAUUUAAAACAUAAUGUUUUAAUUUUACAUAAACAGGUAACUUGAUUAGUGAAAAAUAAAAAAAAUGUAAUUUAAAUGUAACUGAAGAAAAUUCAAUUUACUAUAUAACUUAUUUGAUUACUUUACAUAAGAGACGUUAAGCUUAGUUUCACUUGUCAUUUAUUUGGAAAGAUCACGUAUUUCAUUAAAUUGUAUUCUGUAUUUUUACAUUUCACGCACAUUACACUGUGUCAUAGAAUGGUCGCAAAUAAAGAAGAAGUAUAAAGCAGA
Ruditapes philippinarum (Manila clam) is the source of this 1634-nucleotide messenger RNA. RefSeq lists its product as uncharacterized. Bases 163 to 522 code for a protein of 119 amino acids. The transcript has 6 exons. The record is from RefSeq and is a predicted model, not a curated record. NCBI's taxonomy places the organism in Eukaryota, Metazoa, Mollusca, Bivalvia, Venerida, Veneridae.